Molecule: messenger RNA, 2015 nt
Organism: Suillus plorans
Lineage: Eukaryota; Fungi; Basidiomycota; Agaricomycetes; Boletales; Suillaceae
Product: serine carboxypeptidase S28-domain-containing protein
Exons: 11
Coding region: 197-1882 (561 amino acids)
Biological process (GO): proteolysis
Molecular function (GO): serine-type exopeptidase activity; dipeptidyl-peptidase activity
Source: RefSeq, a predicted model, not a curated record
UGCGAUGAGCAAGUCUACACGUACUGUUAAAUCCUUCGCGAACUUCAGUUCGAUGGGUGCAUUUGAAAGCUAUUGAGCAAUCUGCUGCCAGCUACUAGUAACUUCGGACUAGUGUGGUGCCUCGCCGUGGCUAUAAAAGGUCUUUUCUCGACCAUCAUCAUGUUGUUGAGUGCCAUCCCUGUCAUCAAUAUUCAACAUGAUGUGGGCCCUUGCGUCGCUGCUGCUUGCAGGUCAUGUCCGAGCAGCUAUCCCCAACGCAAUGCUUCGCGGCAUGCCUUCUCUCCCAAAGCUUCCAGUGCCGGAUCGUUUCAUCACUUCGCCGAAUGGAACAGUACUCCCACCCAUUACGACCGUCUAUUACUUUGAUCAGCUCAUAGACCACAAUAAUCCAGACCUCGGGACCUUCCAGCAGCGGUAUUGGAUGGGCUGGGAAUUCUACGAGCCCGGUGGCCCCAUCAUCUUGACGACACCUGGAGAAGGUCCCGGGGAUGGCUCCGAGGCUCUCACUACCAAUGAAACCAUCAACGGUCUCAUCGCUCAACAACAGAAUGGUGCAGUCAUCGACAUCGAACACCGUUUCUUUGGCUAUUCCAAUCCAUACGACAACCUCACGUCACAAUCUCUCGCGCUCCUUACCAUCCAGCAGGCCAUUGAUGAUCUCGAGUAUUUCGCGAAUACUGCUGACCUUCCCAUGCCUGGGGGUGAUGCUGUGAAACCAGGUCAGGCCCCUUGGAUACUGACCGGAGGAAGCUACGCGGGGGCCCUCACAGGUUGGACGAUGGUCAACAAACCAGGACUUUUCUGGGCCGCAUAUGCAUCUUCUGGGGUCGUAGAAGCAAUCACUGACUAUUAUGAGUAUUUCACCCCUGUUCGCGAGUACAUGCCGCAGAACUGUUCCUCCGAUGUAGAGGCAGUGAUUGCCCACCUGGAUGAGUUGUACAUAGCUAACGACACGGCUGGAAUCCAGACCCUUAAGGAGGCAUUUGGCCUCGGCGAUGUUGUACACGUAGAUGAUUUUGCCACUGCAAAACAGACAGCGUGGUUGGCAUGUCUUUCUGUCGUUUAUAUUGCACCGGCGCGCACAGUUCCUCCUUUUCUUUUUUCGACAUUCUUUUUCUUAACUUCUUCUGCUGCUUUCUUGACUCGACUGACUUUGCUUGGGCCAACAGUUCAAAACAACUUGUUCGAGUGGCAAAAUCUGCAGCCUGCUAUUGGCCCAGGAGCAAUGUUCUUCCAGUUCUGUGAUGCACUCGAGGUCAAGGACGGUGUCAGUGCCGGACCUGAAGGAUGGGGACUUGAACACGCCAUCUACUCUUGGGGAAACUUCUGGAAUACUACAUACUACAAAUAUAUCUGUGAAUCCGUGGAUGCUGAAACUUGUUUUGGGACGUAUAACACGAGCCAGCCCUACUGGACUAAUGUUACCGUGAACAAUUCAGGCAGGUCGUGGUUUUGGAUGGUGUGCAAUCAAGUCGGAUGGUACCAGGUUGGCCCCCCCGAAGGCCAACCCGCAAUUGUGAGCCGCAUCCUCCAACCCAUUUACAACGAGCGCCUAUGCGUAAACAUGUUUCCUCAAGCGUUCGCCUAUCCGCCUCAGCCGACCACUACACAGACCGACACAAUGUAUGCCGGUUGGAACGUGAAUGUUCCACGUCUCUUCUUCGCCAACGGCCUGCGCGACCCUUGGCGUGAAUCAACUGUCUCUGCUGAUGGACUGAAUAAACCUAACACUACCAGCAUGCCGAUUUAUCAGGGCGAUGGAUUCCAUUGCUCGGAUAUGCUCGCGAAGAAUGGCAUUGUAGACCCAACUGUCGCGGCCGUGCAGGAAGCAGGAUUAAGGUACAUGAAGGAGUGGCUUGCUGAGUGGAGGCCGUCCACGUGAUAAUAGAUUGAAGCAUUGCCAGGCUGGGGCUGUGGUUAGGCAAGUUGUUUAUAUUACUGUAACCUACGUCUGGGAAGAAGUGUCGAUGCCAAUACAGAGUCCGUUUCAUUUCUCGAGGCUUCCGAGGGCCCAG